AUGGUAUUCUGCGUUGCGGCCUCCUUGUCGAAUCAGCAAGGCUCUGCAUGCUUGCAAGACGGCCGCUCUGUACUGACGAAUCGACAUAACGACGCGAAUGUGAGGAGAGCAAGUUUUGGCAGUACAGUCCGCUCGUGUGGCACACGAGCAUUUUCAUACCGCACAGCCAUAUUGCCUUAUUACGACGAACUCCGCAUCAGAGGAACAGGCUACGCUAAGGUCCGGCUUCUCAGGACGAUCAGAAUUGCGAGAUGCUAG
Molecule: messenger RNA, 258 nt
Organism: Pseudocercospora fijiensis CIRAD86
Lineage: Eukaryota; Fungi; Ascomycota; Dothideomycetes; Mycosphaerellales; Mycosphaerellaceae
Exons: 4
Coding region: 1-258 (85 amino acids)
Source: RefSeq, a predicted model, not a curated record